AUGUGUUUACAUUGUGGUUUCGAAAUUUUCUCCAAAGAUGAAGAUUGGAUCAAACAACAGAAGAUCAAGGUUCUUUCAAAAUGGCCUUCUCAAUCUCCAGAUUUGAAUCCUAUUGAACAUUUGUGGGAUAAUCUUGAAAAAAGAAUUCGCAACCAAUCUUUGCAUCCAAGAAAUCUUGGCGAUCUUGAAAAAGCAUCGCAAGAAGAAUGGGUUGCAACUUCUGCAGAUACCUAUAUAAAAUUGGUUGAAAGCAUGCCAAAGAGAAUGUAUAAAAACCAAAGGGGCUCCCGCGAUGGAUUAAAAAUAUUAUUCAAUAAGUCAAAAACUUCAAAAAAAAUCGUAACGAAUACCUUUGCUAGGAUAGUGUAG
Ambispora gerdemannii is the source of this 369-nucleotide messenger RNA. NCBI's taxonomy places the organism in Eukaryota, Fungi, Glomeromycota, Glomeromycetes, Archaeosporales, Ambisporaceae. The record is from the annotation of a GenBank genome assembly.